Molecule: messenger RNA, 2005 nt
Organism: Gigantopelta aegis
Lineage: Eukaryota; Metazoa; Mollusca; Gastropoda; Neomphalida; Peltospiridae
Exons: 3
Coding region: 192-845 (217 amino acids)
Source: RefSeq, a predicted model, not a curated record
CCUUCUCGCAAAACUCGCUCGUCAGGUUUUCACACGUGAUCGCUGUCGAGUUGAACAUCGAGAACCCAUGCUGUGUAAUAGAACAGCUUUUUACUCCGAUACUGCCCCGACACGAACCUAAUGUAACUGGACGGUAAUGCUGUACUUGUAAACUCUAUCCAGUGUGUUUGUUUUAAAAGGGGGGGUACAUCAUGGCGAGUCUGUUCGGAGCCGCCGCCAUACCUUUCAUCGCGUGUAUAGCUCUACUAGCGGCGGAAACACUGCAGAUUCUGUCCUUUGCUGCACCUUACUGGGCGACGUCUGAAGUAACGGGCACGUCUUUUGGACUGUGGAGAAAAGCCAGAUGCGCCACUGAAUAUGUUGGAUGUACUCGAUGGGAUUUCCCGUGGUAUGUCCCAGACUGGCAGAACGCCGUCCGAGGCCUGGAGAGCUGUGCCAUCAUCCUGAUUGCCAUUCCACUGAUCGUCCUUCCCGUCUACAUCUACGUGGCUCUUGGACUAUACUACAGAUGCAUUAUGGUAUUCAUGACCGUGUGCAGCCUUCUUGCAGUGCUGUGUAACGCUAUUGGAGUGGCCAUAUACGGCGUGGAGAUCGGCAAGAGUGACGAGUUGAAGGUCAGCUGGUGUCUCAUCGUCAGCAUCAUCGGCGCCGGGUUCGACCUCAUCGGCUUCCUCAUCCUCCUAAUCGCCACCAUCAACAAGCCCGUCUUCCGACCCGAUAAAUACUACCCGUCCGGCUUCUACGUCGACCCCGACCACAACAAGCUGUAUGCCGUGGAUAUCCUGGAAAAGGACGGUGGGAAAUCGACCGGUCGGGACAAUCCAGUAUUGGUAGCCGAUGAUUAAUCAUCAUCAGACACAGAAACACGGCCAUCAUUCAACAGAGUGCUGGCACGACUGUUCGACUGUUGAAGUAGUUUUGUACAAAACUCGUCAAGUUCAAAAGUGAGAGAAAAAGAAAAAAAAUGGAGAUAAAACACACCAAUUGUUUAAUGUACAAAGAUAUUGGAAGACAAUAGAUUAAUUUGCCUAUCAGUUGGAGAGACCAAUGCAUGCUCUUCAUAGCUGAUCUAUUUUAAGGGGUGCAUUUUGCCGACCUCCUUCUGAACUCCCCCAACCCGCUUCCGAUGCCUAUGACAUUCAGUGCAAGGUUGCAUGCACACUGGUUACGCAAAAAUGGAUUAAAUCUGUUUAUAGUUAAUAAAAUCCAAUGAUGUAUACAUGAAAUUAUAAUUUUAUGAAAGAAUGCAUAAUGUUUCUCAAAUUGAUAUCUCAUGGACUUAACGAGUUUUGCAAAAACACUUUUUAAUUGUCUGUAAUAUAAUUCUUCCAAAUACCACCUUUGCAGAUAGCAACAUAUAUUAUAACCAAAGUUAGUGGUUUACAGCAUUGUACCUUGUGAGGUGUGCCAUGAAGUUAUAUAAUAAUUCUAUAUUUAUAACUCUUAAAUCUAUUCCAUGCAUACAACUAUACAACAUGGAUAUGGGUGCUUUUCCAAACAUAGUGCUGAAAAACAUAUUAUAGCCUGAGAACUAUUUCUUAGAGUAUGGUCUCCGAUUUAGUAUGUUUUUUGUUUUUUUAAAUUUGAACCCAUACAGUAGUUUUAGAUUCAUAUAUCUGACGUAUUUUCAAACAUAUAGCACGUCUUCAUUUACAUGCAUCAAGUGUUUUGUUUUUGCUUUGAGUCAUAUUUACAAAAAUAAAACAAAAAAGGUAAUGUUACUGGCACCCCAGCACAUGGGAUACUUAAACAGUUGUUGAAAUUUACACAUGUUAAAUUGUUAAUGAAGAUACGCAUCAAAAACAGAAUGACUAACAAAACUACACAUUGAUAACAUAGAUAUUAUUAGCAGCAUUACUAUUGUGGGUACGGUAAACCUUCUACUACAUGAUGUUACUGUACAUGUUCAUGCUUUUAAUAUUUUUUAUUCUGAUACUUUGUACUAUUGUUUUACAAUACUGAAUAUAUACAUUAUGAAACUUACAAUAUAAAAUGCUAAAAACAA